This is a messenger RNA of Acaulospora morrowiae, 537 nucleotides long. The record is from the annotation of a GenBank genome assembly. Lineage: Eukaryota; Fungi; Glomeromycota; Glomeromycetes; Diversisporales; Acaulosporaceae.
AUGAUAGAAAAGCCCCAUCUAAACUUAUAUAUCCAUCCAUGUUUAAAUGCGGCACUUUGGUAUAUUGCUAAAAUUCACUAUAUUUAUGGAGAAAUUCCUUCUGAGAAUCAUGUUAAACGAGAAUGUGCCGAUGGGGCCGGAUAUAUAAUGGAUGCCGAUAAAUUUCAACUGGUUUAUGUAGAAGGCGCAAAACCUAAAGCAAAAGAAGAUAAAGAACUGGCAGAUGCAGAUAAAAUAUCAAGAAAUUUAAAAUCAAUGUUUUUAUCGAUCGUAAAGCAGAUUACUGACAGUAGAAGACGUAUCCCAAAUAGAAUAGCUAUUUUUGGAGGACAAAUUGAUAACGCAAAUCUUCCUCGAGAUUUUAAUGAGAUGACAGAUUUCAUAUGGUAUUAUGAAUGCAUAAUUAAAUGGGCCUUGCUUGCUUACGACAUGACACUAAAGUUUGAUGAGAUGAAAAAUCAAAAAAGGCCAUCAAGAGAUUUCUAUUCAAGGAAUAUGCGUUUGCUUGAUGAUCUUAAAAUUGAACAAGGAAUUUAA